Messenger RNA from Anastrepha ludens (Mexican fruit fly), 1742 nucleotides. RefSeq lists its product as uncharacterized. Bases 50 to 1477 code for a protein of 475 amino acids. The transcript is spliced from 2 exons. Lineage: Eukaryota; Metazoa; Arthropoda; Insecta; Diptera; Tephritidae. The record is from RefSeq and is a predicted model, not a curated record.
UAUAACUUUAUUUAAUCAAUUGAAGAUUUCUGAAAUUAACACCUUUUUCAUGCACGAAAACAAUAAAAUUUUUUGUAUGUUUGACUAUUGCCAUCUCAUAAAGUCCAUCCGUAAUGUAUUUAUGAAAUAUGAUAUUCCAACCGCUCAUGGCACUGCAAGCUUUAAGGUCAUUAGGAAGUUAUUUGAUAUUGAUCAAAAGAAUUCCAAUUUUAAAAUUUGCCCAAAAUUGACGGAGGCUCAUAUUUAUCCAAGCAUUUUCGAAAAAAUGAGCGUUUCACGCGCAACACAAGUAUUGAGCAAUUCGGUAGCGUCAGGUAUUGACAUGAUGUGUAGUCAAAAUUUAUUUGGUAAUGACGAAAACUUGAUAAAUUUUGCCAAGCCCACGCAGAUAUUUGUUAAAGAAAUGAACGAUCUUUUUGAUGAACUCGAUGCAAAGCAUUUCCAGUCAACAAAUCCAUUAAGGUCUCCCCUGAAGCGGGAUGAUAGGGGCAAAGUUAAAAGACUAUUAAGUUACUUCGAGUUCUUUAGUCCAAUGUCUACAAUGCGUGCAUAUUCCACUAUUAAAUGUAUCCAAGGUUUUCGUACUACCAUAAAAUCGAUGCUGGAAUUGUGCGAGGAACUUUUUCAACAGCAUCAAAAUUUAAAAUUUAUUUUCCUUGGAAAGUUAAACCAAGAUUGUCUAGAAAAUUUCUUUUAUCGGGUCCGAGCUAGUCAGGGUAUUAAUACUCAUCCCACAGCACACGAAGUACAGUAUAUAGUAGCGCGAUUGAUAUCUAUGAAAAUUUUACGACAGCGGUUCGAAAACAAAGGCAAUAAUUGCGAAGAUGAUGAUGAUAUUAAUUUAGACUGGAAUUUAGGGACUGAGGAUCAUCAUCUGGAGGAAGAAGUAGGAGAACCGCUAAAUGAGCAACUCGUUUUAGAAAAUAUAGAGGUAGGAGACGAGAAUUUUGCCGAAGAACAAAAUAUAGCUGAGGUACAGGUGCAGCGUUAUUACACUGGCUAUGGUAUUUACCAAAAAUUACUGUGUAAGCUAAAAUGCGACAAAUGCGCCCACAUUAUGAUGAAAACACAAGGAGACUUAAAAUUGCAUUCCGAAGCCCUGAUAAGGUCUAAAAAUUUCACGGAUGACACCGAUUUGAGACUGGUGAAUCCUGAAGACAGGGUAUUCGAAGUGUGUCGCCUUCAGAUGAUGUGGUACCGUCAGCUUUUUGCAAAAUAUGCUCACGUAGGUAAUAUUCGCAAUCUAAUGUUGCCGGUUAUAAAACAAAAAACCGAAGAAGUAUUUCCCCAUUGGUUCGCACUAUCUGGCGAAUGUCAGGAUCAUCGCAUCAAGCUACUCGAUUUUUUGAUAUAUGUACUUCUAUUCAAAAAUGCGAAAUGGCUUUUACGGCAAGAAAAUACCCAAGUCAGGUGUCAGAAGCGCAACGAUAAACUAAAAAAGUUGUCGUACGUUGUAGGUCAGGGUCCAACAAGGUGAGUUGCGCAGGUCCUUAGGAUUUUUUUAUUUUUCAGGGUUUUCUGCAUCUUUCAGAUUUUUCUCUAUCUUUCAGGUUUUCCUUUUAUCUUCUUUUUCAGGUAGCACCUGAGCCUAGAUUUUUAAACCACUACAAUUUUCACUUAAUCACGAUGGAUUGAGAGUAGUGUUUUAAAAAUCAGGUAAAUCGCAUUGACUUAAUCGAUGUCAAUAUCGAAGUCGUGUGAGAAAUUGUUAUAGUAUGAGAACAAUUUCGUAAUUCGUGCUU